Messenger RNA from Mangifera indica (mango), 737 nucleotides. RefSeq names its product translocator protein homolog. The transcript has a single exon. Lineage: Eukaryota; Viridiplantae; Streptophyta; Magnoliopsida; Sapindales; Anacardiaceae. The record is from RefSeq and is a predicted model, not a curated record. Bases 52 to 606 code for a protein of 184 amino acids. Gene Ontology annotation, cellular component: membrane.
AUUCAUAUUUCAUCUUCCCUCUUCCUCUUUCUUCUCCUCUUCCAAAUCCCAAUGGCUUCGUCCCGAAAUCUCUACAACCGCCACAAAAUCGGUGAAGCCAUUCCCCCUUCCGCCAAAUCCAAAGCCGCGAAUCAUAAUGCAAUCACUAAAAGCACUUUCCGAUCAUUAGUAUUCUCCAUUACAGCCCCUCUUAUUCUCACCACCACCAUUAUAAUUUUAUUCGGUUCAGGCCCCAAGUACCGUGCCUCGGCCAAGCCCUUCUGGUUUCCCCCUCUGUGGCUGAUCCACUUGGCCUCAUUGGGUUCGUCUUUUUUCAUGAGCCUGGCUGCAUGGCUCGUCUGGGCUGACGGCGGGUUUCAUGAGCAAGCCGACGCGUUGCCGCUUUACAUUGCGCAGUUUUCGUUGAGCGUCAUUUGGGACCCUCUGGUGCUGGUGAUUGGGGCGGUUUGGCUCGGGUUGUUCUUUUGUGUUAUACAUUUUGGGACCCUUUUUGCAUGCUACAAAACGUUCAAGAAAGUGAACCCAUUUGCAAAGGAUCUGGUGAAACCCUGCUUGGCUUGGAUGGGAUUUCUCACCAUUGUUACGUAUAAGCUUAUUUAUCUUUGAAGCUUUUCUUUUUAUUCCAUUUUUUGUUUUACAUUUUGAGGGACUAUUUGGCUCUGAUUUAUCUAUGGCCAUGAUCAGUACAAUGAAAGUGUUUUUUUAUUUUUUUUCCUACGGAAUUUCCAAUUUUCUUA